This is a messenger RNA of Syngnathus acus (greater pipefish), 4488 nucleotides long. RefSeq names its product tripartite motif containing 8b (gene trim8b). The transcript is spliced from 5 exons. The coding region runs from base 1663 to 3411 and encodes 582 amino acids. Lineage: Eukaryota; Metazoa; Chordata; Actinopteri; Syngnathiformes; Syngnathidae. The record is from RefSeq and is a predicted model, not a curated record.
CCGCUCGUCUGUAUUGACGCUAACGGGAGGAAGCGUCCAGCUCGCCCGCAUUCCUCCUCUGUCGACAGCCUCGUUGGGGCAGAGUGAGGCACAAGAAGAAAGGAGGCCAUCAAAGAAGAAGGCGUCAAAUUAUAUUUUUUGUUUUCCCCUUACCACCAAAGCGAGUUGGAUGUUUAUAAAUCAGGAAUAGUCGACUCUUACACCGGACCGUGUGACCAAAUAUGGGCCGUGACUAAAUAGCAAGUACGUCAGGACUGUCGACUUUUGGACCUGAAGAGAGAAGAGUAUGAUCAAACAGAAACCAAAAAAACCCGACCGUUUUUAGUCACCGUGUCGUCGUUAAUAUUGUGUAAAUAGUCGAAAGGCUUCGGUGAAACGACCUCCAACCUUUUUCACGGUGGAUAUCCUCUGUAUUAUUUUUUUUUUAUAUCAAGAUGGCUGAUGACAGCAGCUAGCCCGUAUAACAAGGACAGCGGAGCGACUUCCCCUUUUAAUAUCCUCAUAUUUUUAUAUUCUAACCCUGGAACGGUUACAAAUAUAUAUUUAAGAAAAUAAUGUAUAUGUUGUAUGCAAGCAAGGGAUGCGUUUGUGAGGAUAGUGUGGUUUAAAAAAUGUGUACCUGUGCUACAAAAUGGUGAGGUGAGUCACUUCGUUUUUUCCCCCCCACGAUUUUUGUCGAGAUAAGUCGAUUAAAUAUGUCGUUGGUCGACGGCGGGGGCGAGAGCAGGCGAAUAAGCAGAAAGUAAGAUUUAAGUCAUAACUUAAGAAUAAUUGUAUUUUUUGUGAAAGGAGGGAGGAGCUUAUUCGAUCGAUGAGUGUCGAAGCAAGCAACAUUCCUGCAGAUCCUUAAGCUAAAUAAAUGCUCUUUUGUUCAGUGGUUUCGAUUGGAGCCCUUAAAAAAGCGACAACUAUGCAGUGAAACCGCAUCCAAAGCAACGGCCCGGCUAUGCAUUUAUGAUUUCUCCAUCUAAUAAGAUUAGUAGGCCCUUUUGUUAUCGAGUGGAAAGUGCCAGAGAGAGCCGCGGCCUUGUCUGUAUGUGUGCGAGUGUUUGGAUUAUUAUUCAUCUCAUGGAAAUGGCGUUUCACGUCAAAACAAAACCGAGGCGUUUUUAAUCGGAAUCUGUUGUGGGCCGCUGUGCACUUAACCGAGCCGAGCCUCCUGUGCUGCUCUGUUAGGUAUUUCUGGAGAGUGACUGUUAUAGGUUUAGUGUCAGGUUUAAAAAAUAAAAAAUAAAGCAUUAAUCAGGGUGUGGGAGCAGGUACACGAACACGCCCCUGGCAGCUGUCAGUGCACGUGCAGGAGGUCGUGUGCUCAUUUGCAUAUUUGGCUGCCCCCCCUGGCUUAGUUAUCUGUGCCUUGUUUGGAUUCCAAGGUUUUACCUGCAGGCUGCUUCUUCCUGUAGGCCACACACAAUCACUCCCUGUGUGUUUGUGUGUCACAGUUUACAGUAAUCUUGUAACGUCAGCCUCACUCUGUGUGUUCUCAUUUUGGUUAGUUUUCCGGAACUUGCCGCAGCAAUAACUAACAAGUCAGGGUGUCAGCGCAAAGGUAAACGCACACUUUAAGGACAGUGUCAGGUUUUUUUUUCUGGGAAGGGUGUUGUGGGGGGGAGGCUCGGGUUUCGUGAGAACACAGACCGAAACCCCGAGGCAUUUUUUUGUAUGCCUGCUCCCGCCACCAUGGCGUCUGACAUGGCCGAGACGUGGAAGAACUGCUUCGAGGAGGAGCUCAUCUGCCCCAUCUGCCUGCACGUCUUCUCCGAGCCCAUCCAGCUGCCCUGCAAGCACAAUUUCUGUCGGGCGUGCAUCAGCGAGGCCUGGGCCAAGGACUCCACGUUGGCCCGCUGCCCCGAAUGCAACCACGCGUACAGCCAAAAGCCCAGCCUGGAGAAGAACCACAAGCUUUCCAACAUCGUGGAGAAGUACAAUGCCCUCAGCGUGGAAAAGGCGUCCGUGCCGCCGCCUCAAUGCAUUCUGUGCCGACGUGGCCCCCCGCUGCCCGCCGUUAAGGUGUGCCUGCGCUGCAACGCGCCGUGCUGCCAGUCGCACGUGCAGACCCACUUGCAGCAGCCCUGCUCGGCGCUCGGGCAUCUGUUGGUGGAGGCCGAGGCGGUCAAGGCGUGGACGUGCCCGCAGCACGACGAGUACCGGCUGUAUCACUGCGAGGCUGAGCAGACUGCGGUGUGCCAAUACUGUUGCUUCGCCCGCUGUCACCCCAGCCACGGGCACGCCGUCGCCGACGUGGAGCUGCGCCGCAACGACAUCAGACAAAGCCUACUGAAGCAGCAGGAGCGUGUGGAGGACCGCGUGCAGGAGAUCGAGGAGCAGCUAUGCAAGCUAGACUCGGACAAGUGCGUGGUGGAGGACCGUGUGCUGGAGCUGAAGGAGGACGUGCGCCUGCAGUACCAGCGCAUGCAUCAGCUCCUGGAGGAGGACCUGGGUCGCACGCUGGAGGCGCUCGAGCGGGCGCAGGCGCGCUUCUGCCAGGAGAACGCCGCCCAAGUCUUGGCGCUGGGUGAGCAGCGGCACGAGGCGCACAAGCUGCUGAGUGCCAUCAACACGGCGUUCGGAAAGGCGGAGGAGCUGGGCUUCAUGAAGAACACCAAGCCCGUCAAGAUCCUCGCUGACAGGUCUCAGGCGUGCGUGGGGAGCACUCUGCCGCCCUACAAGGUGGGCAAUUUGAACGCCAAGCUCUUCCUCUCGGAGAUCUCCAAGCGGGAGAAAAGCUUGAAGAGAACGCUGGAAGCUCCGCUCACCCCUCCCUCCACCUUCCUGCAAUCUGUCCCGGCCUUCCCCAGCUACCAAAGCUCAGCCUCGGGAGUAGAGAAACGGAAACAUUCCGCCGCCUUCCCGGAAGGAAACUCGAGCAAAAACGGCACGGCGAGUUUCAAAGAUGGCUCUUCUUCCUCCUCCUCUUCUUCCUCGAGCAAGCAGCCCUACCUGGGCUCCUCCUCGUCCUCCGGAGAAGGUCAGUCUGCCAAUCAGCCCUGCGGCCCACCGCACAUCACGGACGGCGCCAACCACCAUUCCGGCUCAGUCUUCGGCUCCUCACACUUCCCCCCCGCCGGCGGCGGGGGCGGCGGCACCGGGGGCUCCUCGCACUCCUCCCAGCAGACCGUGCUGCCGCAGUACGGCGGGCGCAAGAUCCUGGUGUGCACCAUGGAUAACUGCUAUUGCUCCGGGGUGCCGUCCGUGUCGGGCCACCGCGCCCACCCGCCGUACCCGCGCUCGGGCUCCUUCCCCUGGGUCAGCGCGCAGGACUACCCCCCGCCGCCCGGCCUGGCCUCUGGGGGGCCGUCCAUGCAGGGCCUGGCAGUGCGCGACUGGAUUGACGCCUCGCAGUCGCACAGACACGCCGACUUCUACGGGCUGUACGGGCAGCCCUCCGCAAAGCACUACGUCACUAGUUAACACACACAUACACAUGCAUACAGACCACACACAGCAAAAUGUGUAAUCCCUUGCUAUUUGCAAAGAAUGGGUGACCUCCUAAUAGCCUAUAUUAGUAGUUUAAACUGUAAAUCUACCACCAACAAUAUCGUCACAUUUUUUUCCCCCCUCGUUUCUAACUCAUUUUACAUUUCCCUUAAAAAUAAAUUGGCCCUUUUUUGUUCAGAAAGAGCACAAAAAUUUGAACCGCAAAUAUGCAGGGGAUUACGAUAGACUGCUUUAAAGCCGUUAUAGCCUACACACAUUUAAACUGUACACACACACACACACACCUCUAGAAUACAAUGUAUACACAUUCGGGGGCAGGGUCGAUUGCUUUUUAUUUUUAUUUUAUUUUCCGUCAGUGUUGUAAAAUGUACGUUAAAAGCGUUAAAAAGGAAGCAUCGAGAAACCCGAGCGAGUUUUAAGAGACUCUGAGGGAGGAGGCAGAAGAGGAGCUGUUAUUUAUAGAGUGAGAGAUGGAAAUGAACUUUUAAUGGGUGGGCCAAGAAAAAGGAAAAAGACUCAAGUGUUCCCGGUUCAGCAUCCACCGAGGUCCGUUGCCUUACGUCGUUGUCAUGAAAGCCUUUUUUUUUUGGGGGUGGGGGGGGCGGUCCCCUCUGUUGUGGCACUUGUUACUGCUUCCCAAGCUCUUCCACCCAAUACCCACAAUGCACUUGUAGGACGCUUUCCCGUAACCCCCCACCCCCUCAACUUCACGAGAAAUAAGAGCCCAGAGUGGCGAGACCAAACCAAUCAGGCGUCAAGUGGAAGAGGAUCUGACGACGCUGUUUCACGUACUUCCUUCAGGGCGAUGAUGUCACUUCCAUUCAGUAAGCACACACACUCACACAUACGUGAUAGCGCUUGGCUUCCUCUUUGCUGCUGUAAGCACGCAAAGGAAGACAUUUUUUUUAAGCACUCAGAAGAAGAGACAUUGUAUGCAGUUAAAAAAAAAAAGGACUGUACCAUGAUCUACUUUUUCUAAAAGAAUGAGAAUGGACCGGUCAUCCUUCUUACAUAGAAGCCAUUAAGGACACUUGACUGUGAGAGAAAGUA